Solanum dulcamara is the source of this 1841-nucleotide messenger RNA. Its product is annotated as transcription factor bHLH143-like. The coding region runs from base 147 to 1232 and encodes 361 amino acids. The transcript is spliced from 2 exons. The record is from RefSeq and is a predicted model, not a curated record. NCBI's taxonomy places the organism in Eukaryota, Viridiplantae, Streptophyta, Magnoliopsida, Solanales, Solanaceae. Gene Ontology annotation, molecular function: protein dimerization activity.
AACCUGUCACGUAGUUUUCUUUCGUGUUACCGCAUCUUAGUUACGCUGGAAUUUUUUGGAUUUUCUGUUGUUUCUCAAGUCUACAAGAAAUAAUCAGCAAUUUGUAUUACCCUGAGUUAUUUAGAACUGGUGAUUGUUGUGUUUGAAUGGAAAAAGACUUUGUAUCUUGGUUUCGUCCCCAGUAUCCAGAUCUGCAAUCUGCCCAUUUGAACUUUUCUAGUCGUGGACUCGGUAUUGGGCUGCAGAAUUCUGUUCCUAUUUACAUGCCUCCGUACGUGAAUGAGGUUCCGGUGAAAGGGGAUUCUCCCUUCUCAUUUUCUGGGCUGCAAGAAUCGAAGGCAAGCCAACCAACUGAACCUCACAAUUGGUUCAACUGUUUACCACGGUUUUGUCAGGGUUUCGCUCCUGGUUUGAGCACUAUAGCGAAAGAGAAGUUUGCUCCUCAGUCAGUUGACAAUUCCGGAGGUAACAAAGAAGCCAAUGCAGGCAGUGGAUCCGUGCAGAAGCGAUUCCUUGUUUUUGAUCAGUCUGGUGAUCAAACAACUUUACUUUACAGUUCUCCAAAUGAUACUCCUGUGCAAUGUCUGCCCUCUUGGCAUCCAAAAUCCUCUGCACCUUGUAAUCUGAUUAAGGAAGGUGCCCAAAUUUUAGGGAAUGGAACUUGUCCAUCUAUGCAUUACUCCGGUGGUGAAUAUUAUGAAGAAAAUCAUAGAGAUGAUGUGGAAAGUGAAUUGCACGAGGAUACUGAAGAAUUGAAUGCACUUCUCUACUCAGAUGAUGAUGAUAGUUAUUCGGAGGAUGGUGAAGAAAUAAGCACAGGUCACUCGCCUAGUACUAUGACAGCUCAUGAUCUAUCACCGUGGCUUGACGAGAUGGGGGAAGAAGUAGGUAGUUCAGAAUGGCCAAGCAAAAGGCGUAAACGGUUAGAUGGUGGCUGUUAUAUACCAUCACUCGCGGAUACUGCAACUUCUACAAAACCCUUUACUUGUUCGGACUUGGAGGAUGAUGCAGAAUCCAGUUGUGGGAACAGUCAUAAUCAAGUUUCAGAAUUGGUUUCUCAAUCUGGGAAAAAGAGGCCAAGAAAAGAUCAAAUUCUCGAGACGAUAAGUAUUUUGCAGAAAAUAAUCCCUGGAGGUAAAGGAAAAGACUCGAUGGAUGUCAUUGACGAAGCAAUCUGUUACUUGAGAUCCUUGAAGGUGAAAGCCAAGUCUCUAGGACUUGAUAUUCUUUGAGCUUGUAUGCUCCUGCUGUUGGUUGUCCAGGUACUAGUAGUAUCGGUACUCGUGACAUAAUGUUCUAACGGAAGUUUUUGUGAAUAAAUAAGCAGAAAUAAGCUCAGACGUCGUGUGGUACAGAGGACUUCCCUGAAUUUCAUAAGCUAGAAAACCAGAUUGAAGACCCUUAUGGCUUCUUAAUUCAGCAGUUGCUGUGCUUUGAAAUCUGUAGUAUGUCUCAUUCAUAUCUUUAUGCGUAAGGGGGUACUUCCUAUCAUGGUUCCGAUGGGGGAGGUGAAAUCUCAGUUAACGAGCAAAUGACAUAUACCUCCAUAGGAUCCUCCAGAAGUUGUUGCACUUCCUGCACUCUCUCUCUUUUCCGCAUGAUCUUUUUAAGUACUGUUGUUUUCCUUUCGUCUCAUGGCAGCAAUUGUAGCGGCGAUGCUAGAUCUUUCUCUUAGCUGCUGCAUUAGGUAUUUGUUGCGCGACUAUUGCCACAUAACUAGUUAAGAAUUACUCCAUGUUAACAUGGUGUGAAGUUUGUUGUCCAAAGUGUGUCUAGUUUCGUUAUAUGUAUGUAUCUUUUAUUCGAAUGGCUAAUGUAAACUGUGUUUUGUGUUGAUUUUA